Messenger RNA from Arxiozyma heterogenica, 378 nucleotides. It is a transcript of the gene PET117, whose product is annotated as Pet117p. The record is from RefSeq and is a predicted model, not a curated record. Lineage: Eukaryota; Fungi; Ascomycota; Saccharomycetes; Saccharomycetales; Saccharomycetaceae. The transcript has a single exon. Bases 1 to 378 code for a protein of 125 amino acids. Gene Ontology annotation, biological process: mitochondrial respiratory chain complex IV assembly. Gene Ontology annotation, cellular component: mitochondrion.
AUGAGCAGAGCAAGCAAGAUUACGUUUGGUUUAACUUGCCUUUUUACAUUAACUUCAAUCAUUGGGGUUCAUUAUGUUCAAGAAUUGGAAAGAGACACACUACAUCAGGGACCUAUUAAAGAUGCCAAACGUAUAGCAGAAAAGAAGAAAAAAGAAACUGAGGAAAAAGCUAGGCAAUCAACGGAAAAUACGAGUGCAAUGAAACCACCUACUAAUGGAUUAUCACCUGAAGAAAAGGAAAAGAAGAGAAAUUUUAAUAGAAGUGAUCAUGAAUUACAACAACAAUUAAGACAGAAAUAUGAAAAAAUGCAACCACUAACAGGUGAAAUUGUAACAAAAGAUGGUGAACUUGUUCAAAGUAAUGGUAAAACCAGCUAA